This is a messenger RNA of Thunnus maccoyii (southern bluefin tuna), 4822 nucleotides long. RefSeq names its product F-box and leucine-rich repeat protein 3a (gene fbxl3a). The transcript is spliced from 5 exons. Gene Ontology annotation, cellular component: SCF ubiquitin ligase complex; nucleus; cytosol. NCBI's taxonomy places the organism in Eukaryota, Metazoa, Chordata, Actinopteri, Scombriformes, Scombridae. Gene Ontology annotation, molecular function: protein binding. Gene Ontology annotation, biological process: SCF-dependent proteasomal ubiquitin-dependent protein catabolic process; entrainment of circadian clock by photoperiod; G2/M transition of mitotic cell cycle. The record is from RefSeq and is a predicted model, not a curated record. The coding region runs from base 291 to 1619 and encodes 442 amino acids.
UGCACCGCUGCUCUCAAAACAACACUUCGCCAUUUCAGGCUCAGGGGGCCGCGACUAACUCCUGCGAGGGAAUUAGGUCAACCGAGCGGCGGUGGCAGGCUGCGGGGCCGUUUCUUCACUUGAAAAACACUACUAAUUCUUUCUCUAUCGUCAAAAAAGGCCUCGGUUAUUGUGCUCCGAUGCGUGUUAUCUGGCUGCUGCGAUUGAGCUUUUCCAGCGUGGGCCCGGGCUGAAGUGUCAAGUCGGAUUUUCCUGCUAACGGCGAGAAAGAUAGCAGAGUGUAAACAAGGAUGAAGAGGAUGAAAGGAGGUGAGGAGGACAGCCCUGGCUCUCCCAGCAAGAGCCCACCUGAGGCUCGCAAGAAGGUGCGGAAGCAGACGGGCGCAGAGUCAGAGUCAGAGACAGCGUCAGCGGAGGCCAGUGAGUCGCCAGACUGUCACUGGGCAAGACUGCCUCAGGAGCUCCUGCUCCAAAUCUUCCAGUACCUCCCUCUGCUGGACCGGGCUUACGCCUCUCAGGUGUGCCGUGGGUGGAACCAGGCUUUCCACAUGCCCGAGCUGUGGAGAUGCUUUGAGUUUGAGCUUAACCAGCCAGCCAGCUCCUACCUGAAAGCUACACAUCCAGACCUCAUUAAACAGAUUAUAAAGAGGCACUCCAACCACCUGCAGUACGUCAGCUUCAAGGUGGACAGCAGUACAGAGUCUGCAGAGGCAGCAUGUGACAUUCUUUCACAGUUGGUGAACUGCUCACUGAAGACCUUGGGGCUCAUCUCUACAGCCAGGCCCAGUUUCAUGGAGGUUCCAAAGUCUCAUUUCAUCUCAGCUCUGACUGUGGUGUUUGUCAACUCCAAAUCGUUGUCCUCGCUUAAGAUUGACGACACGCCAGUGGAUGAUCCAUCUCUGAAGGUGCUGGUGGCCAACAACAGUGACACCCUGAAACUGCUGAAGAUGAGCAGCUGCCCUCACGUCUCCCCAGCAGGGAUCCUGUGUGUGGCCGAUCAGUGUCACGGGCUGAGAGAGCUGGCGUUGAACUACCACCUCCUGAGUGAUGAACUCCUACUGGCCCUCUCCUCAGAGAAACAUGUCCACCUGGAGCACUUGCGUAUUGAUGUGGUGAGUGAGAACCCGGGCCAGCACUUCCACACCAUCAAGAAGAGCAGCUGGGACGCCAUGGUGAGGCACUCGCCCAAAUUCAACCUGGUCAUGUACUUCUUCCUCUAUGAGGACGAGUUCGGCCCCUUCUUUAACGAGGAGAUCCCUGUCACACACCUCUACUUCGGCCGCUCAGUCAGCAAGGAGGUCUUGGGCCGAGUUGGCCUCCACUGCCCCCGUCUGGUGGAGCUGGUGGUGUGCGCUAACGGCCUGCGUCCUCUGGACGAGGAGCUGAUCCGCAUUGCGAAGCACUGCACCCAGCUGUCAGCCAUCGGCCUGGGCGAGUGCGAGGUUUCCUGCAGCGCGUUUGUGGAAUUUGUCAAGAUGUGUGGCCGUAGGCUGUCUCAGCUGUCCAUCAUGGAGGAGGUGCUGAUUCCAGAUCACAAAUACUCCCUGGAUGAGAUCCACUGGGAGGUUUCUAAGCACCUGGGCCGUGUCUGGUUUCCAGACAUGAUGCCAACCUGGUAAAGAGCAGCCAGAAAGCACACAGAGUUCAGUGUGACAAGUUUGAGGCAAAGAACAUUCAUGCCCCCUCCAUGUUUGCGUUAAAAAAAAUCUUCAAAUGCUCAGCAGAAGUGGAAUGUUUGGUAGCAACAUGGAGAGCAUAAACUCGCUGAACUGUGUGGAGUGCAAGGGCAGUGAUGUAAUGUGGCACCUGACUGCCACACAAUGUUAUCAUGUCAUGUAAACACCACAAAACUCUCUGCCUGUUAUCUUCCAAAUGGACUGUAAAAACCUGCUUUGCAGAAUCCGGAGACAGAACUCACCAGGCUGGCUUCUACACAAUCAACACACAGACCAUUGCAGAUGGAAAUAUUAAACUAAAACAAUGUUUUUAUAACUGGCAAAAUGAGUUAUAUGGACAUUGUAGCCUGGUCAUAAUAAUCUAUAUUAUGAGAGAUGUCAGUGUGUAUGUAUGUAUGUGUGUGUGUGUGUGAGAGUGAGUGUGAGUGUGUGUUUCAAUGUUUUUUAACAUUGUGGAGUAAUUGGAACGAUGAGGCGCACAAUUGCAUGUUGUUACACUACCACUUGGCCUACUUAAAUCCAGUCUGAGAUAGCAGCUACGCACUCUGUCACAAAAUAUGGCGUCGGAGGUAUUUGUACAUGUUAUGAGACAGAAGGCGUUUUGUAAGGUGUAGUCGAGGCGAUUAUUCACUAAAUUUGAAGAAGAGGGGCUGGAUCCUACACCUCAGUUUAAACUAAUGUAAAACAUACGAGCGGUUGUGUUGCUUUUCCUCCUCGCCCUGAACUCAGUCACGCGUCCGAAAAGAAAUACAACUGCUGAAACUGUUGGCUAGGAGAGAAAGAGAAAUGUGUAUAUUAGUCUCUAUAUUUGUGACGUGAAGGUAUACAGUGUUGAUUUUUUUUUUUCUUUUCUGCAUCACACAUGAAUUGGCUUAAUUUAACAAACAUUGUUUAGAGAUCAUUUCUGUACAGUUAUAGAUAUCCUAAGCACCUUACAUGGAUACCAAAUACUAGUCAGGACAAACCAAGUCUUUGUGUUUUGGGGGCGUUUAAACGCCCGAACGAAAGCAAAGAAACUAUCUUCAUAAUGCUCCAAUAUUUCUUAGUUGGACCCAGAUUCUAAUGCUCAUUAUUUCAGCUGUAGUGAGGCUCUGUUGAAUCAGAGACCGAGGACACUAUAUUGAAGUAAUAAAGCUAUAAUAAACAAUCAGAUAAAUAACUGUAUAUAAUAUAGAUAGUGCACAGAAAUGUCUGAGGUAGAUAUUGGUAAGUCUCCAACCUUCAUGGUCAGAUUGCUUUAUAAUCAUUCAACAAUAGGCUAGUCUCUGUGGCUGUCAGCUUAUAAAUGCGCGCUGGGAAUGCAAAACUAACCCUUUGUGUCGCUCAGGUGCAUUCAAUGAAUAUUUCCUAUAUAGGUUUCAUUUGUAUCUUCUGCUAUUUGCCUGUUCAAGCUCUAAACUUCGGCCCUGUCGUGAAUAUCUGCCCUCUUAUUAGCCCACGUUUGCUCUGUAUUGUGUUAUCUCAUCGUACACGCAGGAGAGGAACAGUGUUCAUUGUGUCAUUUACAAACAUCGUCUUUGCAGAAAUCGCUAGUGCUCCUUUCCAAAAAAACAAACAACAACCCCAAAACAUCCAUUCAUUUCAGUUAAAAAGAGAUUUGGCAAGUCAGAUGAGUGAAACAAACAUUUUUUCCUUUAAGAAGGAAGUCAAAUGCAUCUGUAUAUAAAACGCUGUGUGUUUGAUUAUUGUGAAUAGAAAUGUACUUAUUUCUUUAUUUCACCCUCUGUCAGGGUUUGAAGUUUCCUUAACCGACGGCUAGUGUCUUUUAUAAACCAGAGUGCGAGUUAUCCUUUACUAGAUGGAUCUUUUUCAUACUCUACUCACUAGAGAAGAUAAGCUGUGUAAUUUAUUGAUAUGGAUAUUGCUUUUGUAAUUAAUUUGUGUUUUUCGGUAAUACAAAAGAAGCAAGAAUCAUUAAAAAAAACCAGCAAGCAGACCAGCAGCAAGAUUUUGGUUUUGACACUUCCAUCCCACUCUCUCUUGCAUACAGGGGGGUCCAAAAGUCUUAAAUCAACCACCACAAACUUUUAAGAAUUGAUCAACACACUGGAGCGAUUUUAACAAAACUCAAGUGAUCACACUCCAGUUUGUCAAUCUAACCCUGCACACAGUUCUGCAGAGGAACGCCAUAGUUUUUGUGUUAAAUUGUGUGAAAGGGAUGCUUGAAUCUCCUGAAGAGAAAGGAGUGCUAACUUGUAGGGCUUUCCUCUCCACAGUCACCAGAUGUGAACCCUGCUGAUCAUUGUGAGGAAAACUUAAAAGUUAACAUCAGAUCAACAGGAAUCUGCUACCUGGAGUAACAUAGACUGUAAAAAUUGGCAAUAAGAAGAUAAACCAAAUAUUGUGAGCAAAAUUGUAAUCAAACAUUUUGAUUUGUGUCAGUAUAUGUUAUUAAAAGUUAUGUAAUUAUGUUCGAGAAAUAUAAUUUGACAAACAUGUAUUUUCAGUUGUCAGUAGUGGACGAACUUUUGGGCAAUCCUGCAUGUGAUUUAUUUUCAAGCUAUUCUUCAUUCCUUUUCAUCCAAGUCGCAUUAGAUAUUUCAUGUAGCCAAACGGGACUGUAGAGAACCACUGAGUCGCUUUUUGCAGGAAGUAUUAUCGGAUUGAACUAACAUAGUCAACUCGUAGUAUUGGUCUCUUAUAACCUGCGCCGAUUGUCCGUGCUCAUGUAGGAUAGCAUCUCAGCGGCUCAGUAACAUAUCUCCUGAUUAUUUUUCAUGAUUUUUGCUGUGGAUAAAACAGUUGCCGUUGCAGCAGCUCUAAAGCGAAGCCUCUUCAGCUUCUUUCAGCUUUUUGAAGGCAGUGUCUCAAUGCUUAUUUACUACAUUUUCCUGUUGGUCUUUAUUGGCUUUUAUUUUAAAAUCCAGCCGGAUGAGUAAAACGUUUCAUACAGAUUUAAGAGGGAAAUGUAUUUAUCUUUCAUCGUUAAGAUGCCUCUUGUCAGUAAUUGUCAUUUUAACCUCGUUUGUUCAGAGAGUCCUCCGAUAAGUUUAUUAGGAGUAAACUUGUGUUGACAAUGCUGUCCUUUAGUUUUGCUUCUGUAUGGCAAAUGCUUUGUCUGCUUUGCUUUACUGGUCACCUGUCAUGAAAUUAAAAUUGUUUUUGGACAUGUGAUCUUAUACUGGUAAUAAAAAAUUGUGAAUGUA